This is a messenger RNA of Menidia menidia (Atlantic silverside), 1860 nucleotides long. The record is from the annotation of a GenBank genome assembly. NCBI's taxonomy places the organism in Eukaryota, Metazoa, Chordata, Actinopteri, Atheriniformes, Atherinopsidae.
CUGGCGUCGAACCUCGGGACGGUUUCGGCCCAGACGCUGGCGUCUCUGGGCAACGCCAGCUCGGGUCUGAGCAACGGCCAGAUCGGCUCGGCCUCCCCCUCGGUGCUGCUGACCUCCCUGCCCACGCUGAGCUCGGUGAGCGGCUGGAGCCAGGGCCAGGCCUCCAUCAUCGUGGGGGUCAUCACGGCCGGCGGGUUCCAGGCCGACCGGGCGCCCGCCCUGGCCUCGCUGGGCUCGCUGGUGGCCGGCCUCCCGGCCGCCGCCAUGCAGGAGGUCCCCGCCUCCGAGCUGCUCAACGUGUCCCGGAGCCCCGCCUUCGUGUCCAACAUGCUGACCGCGCCCAGCGUCCUGCAGGAGACCUUCGUCAAAAAGAUCAUUUCUGUGGACGCCAGUCCGGUCCAGGUGGUCCAGAACGUCCCGGACGCCAUGGCGACGCAGAUCCCCCCCCGCCUGCUGGCGUUCCCGGGGGAGAACGCCGACAUCAGCGUGAUGAACAGAAAGACCUGGACGUCCAGCCAGGGCCUGAGCGGCUCGGCGCUCUCCAGGGACCAGGUGGAGCUCCUGGGGAACAUGGCCUGCACCCUGGAGGGACCCGUCAUCGAGGGCUCCGACUCGCUGAUCCUGGAGAAGCUCAAGACCUGCAGCGGCCUCUCAGAAGUCCAGGUUUCUGCAGUGGAGAAGCUGCUGCUGUCUGGAAACACGAAAUACGGGGAUCCUUCCACCUGGGAGAGGAAAACUCUGGAGGAGCUGGAGAACCUUCCUCUCUACUUCACCAGAGACAUCUGGGACAAAAUCCGUUUUUCAGUUAAGAAAAGGUUCCUCAAGAGAUUCAUGCCCAAGCUGAGGAAGAAGAAGACGCAGAAGAAGAAACUGAAGGCGCUGUUUAAAACGAUGAGGCCCACGAGGAGCAAGCGGGGAGCAGGCUGCACCGUGGGCAACAUCACCCAGCUGACGGUGAACGACGACUCCUUCCCCUUCGGCUACGACGCCGCGCAGUUCGACCUCUGCCUGGACCUCCCCGUUCUGCGAGACAACCUCGACUCCAUCUGCGAGAAGGUGGACGACGACGACCUCCAGAGAGUCGUCCUGAAGAAACUCAACCAGGCUUUCCCAUCAGGGGUUUCUGAUCAGGAAGUCCAGAUGCUCGGCUCUGUGUCCCGCGUGGCGUCUCUGGACGACAUCUCCAAGUGGAACGUCACUCAGAUCGACACCCUGGCAGCUCUCAUGAAAACCGAAGAUGGGACCUGGGAGGCGGCUCAGAGCAAGGAAAUCAUCACCAAGUACCUGAACAGCUCCGGGAGCUCCCUGGGAAGCACGGAGCUGAACAUCAUUGACUCCAACCUUUGCUCUCUGGACACCAGCACGCUGAGGACCAUCAGCUCAGAUAGCAUCAGAGAUGCCGACCCUCUGAAUGUGGAGUCGUGUUCCACUGAGCAGAAAAAAGUCCUCUAUGAGAUCAGCAACACCUCCUUCAGCGCACAGCGAGACAGUUCCGAUGACUUCUACAACCUAAUUAGACCUUAUCUGGGCGGGGCACCAAAGACGGACAUAGUGGGACUGUCAACGCAGAACAUCAGCAUGGAUGUCGACACCUUCAGGAGUUUGGAGCCUAACGUCAUCAACGAUCUGAGUGUGACCGAUGUCCAAGGUCUCGUGGGUGACCACGUUCCGGAUCUGAAACUGUUUGAGAACGACACGGUGAUCCAGACCUGGGUGAACCUGCAGCGUCAGUCGGACCUGGACCUGCUGGGCGUCGGCCUCAUCAGCAACCGGACCGACCCGACCACCACCACCGCGCCCGGGGGCGCCCAGACCAACCCCGGGGCCGCCACAGCCCAGGGUAAAAACACUCAUCCUUAG